Messenger RNA from Cavia porcellus (domestic guinea pig), 2219 nucleotides. It is a transcript of the gene Snap23, whose product is annotated as synaptosome associated protein 23. The transcript has 8 exons. Lineage: Eukaryota; Metazoa; Chordata; Mammalia; Rodentia; Caviidae. Bases 222 to 857 code for a protein of 211 amino acids. Gene Ontology annotation, biological process: synaptic vesicle priming; synaptic vesicle fusion to presynaptic active zone membrane; exocytosis. Gene Ontology annotation, cellular component: plasma membrane; SNARE complex. Gene Ontology annotation, molecular function: syntaxin binding; SNAP receptor activity. The record is from RefSeq and is a predicted model, not a curated record.
UGUGCCCACUAUACUUUAUUUAGGUAUGUAUCUCUUAAUCUAGGCAGAUCAAAGACCUUGUAGGUCAGGACUUCGUAGUCGUCUUUUUCUCAGCACAAUAUGUGACACACGACUGCCUUCUAUAAACGUUUAUUUCCUGUACACCGGACGGGGUGGAAAUCCAUGGAGUUAACGGAAUAUUCACAUUUCCAUCACUGUACCUGGUAGAAUUUUGAUUCAUCAUGGAUAAUCUGUCACCCGAAGACAUUCAACUGAGGGCUAACCAGCUUACUGAUGAGUCUCUGGAGAGUACAAGGAAAAUUCUAGAUUUAGCUGUUCAGUCUCAGGAAGCAGGAAUCAAGACCAUCACCCUGCUGGAUGAACAAGGGGAACAACUAAACCGCAUAGAAGAAGGCAUGGACCAGAUAAAUAAAGACAUGAGAGAGACAGAGAAGACUUUAACAGAACUCAACAAGUGCUGUGGCCUUUGUGUCUGUCCAUGUAACAGGACGAAGAACUUUGAGUCUGGCAAGGCCUAUAAGGCAGCAUGGGGAGAAGGGGGAGGCAACUCACCUAGCAACGUGGUAUCCAAGCAACCAGCCCGAGUCACAAAUGGGCAGCCCCAGCAGCCAGCCACUGGAGCAGUCAGUGGUGGAUACAUUAAACGUAUAACCAAUGACGCCAAAGAGGAGGAGAUGGAGGAGAACCUGACCCAAGUGGGCAAUAUCCUGGGAAAUCUAAAGAACUUGGCCUUGGACAUGGGCAAUGAAAUUGAUGCUCAAAAUCGACAAAUAGACUCAAUCACAAAAAAGGUGGAAGCCAACAAAGAUCGUAUUGACAUUGCCAAUACCAGAGCAAAGAAACUCAUUGACAGCUAAAGCUAUUGCUGUACUUCAUUAGCAUUUAUUCACUUCUCUAGCUGCUCCUCCCACACCUUUUCAGAGUUGGAAAUUUUGAUCUUACACUGUGCUAAUUGGGAGGUAAUGUAGAAGGGCCAGUAGAGGAACAACCUCCCUACUUUAUUUGCUGUUUCUCUUGAGGGUAGACUACCGCUCAACCUUCACUGUUUGUUUUCUAUUCAUACUCUUAGAUUGAUUUUCACACGUCACAUCGAGUAAGAAAGGAGAAAUAUCAUCCUCUUCACCUCAGCAGGUUCUUUUGCUUUCACAUUUUGGAAGCAUUGCCAAAGACAGCCGUAAAGAAGGCAGUUGUGGAAGUAUUUUUUGUUUUUAUUUGUUGGCUUUAGUUUGUAGUAGGUGAAGGAUAAGAGAGAAGAGGUUUUUACCUCAGUAAAAGUAUGCAGGUCACAAAACAAAAAAUUACAUUGCCACAAUAAAGAUCUAGUCUUGUUUAGUUUUUAUUUAAGUUGCAGUGUUUGCCAGUUAAGGUUAGGGCUUGGUUCUGGAACUUGUAUACAUAGUAUCUUUGUCCUACAUCACAAGUUUGUAACCUCUGCCACAAAGAGUAGAAUAAAACAGUUUUUUUCAUGUAAAUUUAGUUGGACAUGGUGUCAUGCACCUGUAAUCCCAGCAAUUGGGAGCUUGAGGUAGGAUCACCACAAGUUCAAGGCCAGGCAGGGCUGCAUAGUGAAUUUAAAGCAUUUUGAAUUCUAGAAAUUUAUGCAUGUACAUAGAUUCUGUGACCCCAGUUCAUAUUGCACAUGCAGGAUCACUUUGUACAGAUGAGUAGCUUUUUAUUUUCAUAUUGGUAAUAGUUUCACAGUCCCAUUAUAGACCUAUUAACCACAUAAGAUUGUCAUUAGUGUUUGAAGAAAAAAUGUAAAUAUAUAUUUGUAACAUGAGAAUCUUUAAAGCAAGCUUAAAUUGUUUUUGGAAAAGUUUGACGAAAUAUGUGAAUUCAGAUUUACCUCAAUGCUAAGAAUUAUGUUUAGAUAAAAAACAGAAAACUUACUUUGAUCUCAGGUAGAAAAAUAGAUUUGAGUUUUACCUAGCUUUAUAUGUUUAAAAAGUUAGAAUAGACUUACUGUCUCACUAAAAAUGCUUUGGAAAUUACACCUUUGGUUGUAAUUGUUGGUGAUUUCCUUGUUGUUCUGUUAGCCCUGUAUAAUGAACUAUGUCCAGAAUCAAGUUUUAUGUAGAUCCCAAACACUAUUAUGGGAAUAUAAUCAGUAUUUGUCACCUUUAUUUAAAAACUAGCAUCUGCACUCUUCAGAGCUGUUGGUGUGAAUUGGUUCCACCAAUAACGACUCGUGGAUUCUUAUAAUUAAAUUUUGUAACUAA